UUCAAUAAAAACUGGAAAAGUAAACAUUACAUUCUUCCAAGAUGGCGGGAUUGGAAUUUGAAAGACCCUUCGUUAAAUUUUUCCUCGUAAUGGGAUUUAUUUGCUUCAACUUGACCAUAAUUAAGGCAGAGGAAACGAAAACAAUAAAAUGUGGUCAACGAAACCCGCAAGGAAUUCCAACGGCUGCAGCCUCUACUCCCAGCAUUGGUGAAAGUAAAUUUGGAGAAUUUCCCUGGACCAUUGACAUUGCAAAUGAGGGACGAGUAUUUUGUGUCGGUUCCCUGAUACAUCCCCGCGUAGUAUUGACGGCUGGCCAAUGUGUGGCCUUACCAGAGGAUAUACCCAAUUUAAAAUUACGUGCUGGCCUGUGGGAUCGUGAAUCGAAUCCGGAACACUACCCUUAUCAGGAGAGAUCAAUUGAAAAGAUUAUUUUACAUGACGAUCUUGGACGUUCUCGCCGAAGACGUAGAAAUGACAUUGCAUUGGUUAUUGUCAAUGCCCCAUUUGUCUUGGCGGAUCAUAUCAAAACCGUGUGUCUACCUCCAGCCAACUAUGCCGCGCCAAAUGGUACCGCUUGCUAUGCCACCGGUUGGGGAAAACAAUCGCUGAGAGGUGAUCACAGCCAGCGUAUGAAACUUGUGCCAUUGACUCGCAUCGAAGAUGGGAUUUGUGAACGAGAAAUGGAAAUUCAAUUACAUAGUUCAGUGAUGUGUGCCGUGGGCCAGAAUGGUAGCGAUACCUGUUCCGGUGAUUCAGGUGGGCCACUGGUGAGUCGCAUCAUCGCUGACCAGGAAUUUUAUCACCAGAUUGGCAUAACAUCAUUUGGCAUUUCAUGUUUUGAUGGUAGCCCUGGGGGUUAUACCAAUGUGGGGCACCUUCGUGAAUGGAUCGACGAGCAGAUGAAGGAGAAUGAUUUGGAAACGUCGACAUACAUUCAUGAGUAAAAUAUAAUAGUAUCUACUUUUUAAA
Molecule: messenger RNA, 969 nt
Organism: Musca domestica (house fly)
Lineage: Eukaryota; Metazoa; Arthropoda; Insecta; Diptera; Muscidae
Product: phenoloxidase-activating factor 2
Exons: 1
Coding region: 42-944 (300 amino acids)
Biological process (GO): proteolysis
Molecular function (GO): serine-type endopeptidase activity
Source: RefSeq, a predicted model, not a curated record